This is a messenger RNA of Musa acuminata AAA Group (dessert banana), 993 nucleotides long. Its product is annotated as RING-H2 finger protein ATL70-like. The transcript has a single exon. The record is from RefSeq and is a predicted model, not a curated record. NCBI's taxonomy places the organism in Eukaryota, Viridiplantae, Streptophyta, Magnoliopsida, Zingiberales, Musaceae. Bases 149 to 715 code for a protein of 188 amino acids.
UUUGCUUCUCAGGCCUGUUUUACUUGAUUUAGAAUCCUUUCUUUUCCUUCCUCCUCCCCCCUUUCUCUCAUUUCCACCCUAUCAGUGUUGACAUCUCAGAACCAAGCUUCCAUGAAUCUUCGGAUAUUGUUUCCUUCCCAAGUAUAAGAUGGCAAGAGGAAUGCAGAGCCUGCCGAACUCGAACCACCAUUUCUAUCAUCUACCAGACCAGAUCAUGAACCCCUCGGGGUUCGGCCGUGGAGAUUCUGUCAGCAUGUUCAGCACAGAUGGGAUCGGCGGAAUCGGCUUUGGCGUCGGCGUUUCCGUCGGUGUGCUGCUUCUCGUUAUCACCAUCGCUCUUGCAUUCAACAGCUGUGCUCGAACCAACGCCACCUCUUCCAGGCGGCCUGCGAGAAGGCUCGCCGGUGCGAUGGCGGACGUGGAAACCGGACUUGACGAGGCCACGUUGAUGAGGUACCCGAAGGUCGUCUUCGCGCAGGCCAAGCUCGUUGACGAGGGAGGUGCAGCCUCGCGCUGCUCGAUAUGCCUCUCGGAGUACGAGGACGCCGACGUGCUUCGGGCGUUGCCGGAGUGCGGGCACCUGUUCCAUUUGAAAUGCGUCGAUCCAUGGCUGCGGUUGCGGCCGACGUGCCCGCUCUGCCGCACGACGCCGUUGCCGAGUCCCUCGCCGACGCCGCUUGCUGAGGUCAUUCCAUUGGGAAGGCAGUCACGAUAGGAUGUGGAGAAAAAAGAAGAGGUUUCUACUUCAGUUCUUCUCUGUAAAUAAUGGUGUCUAUACAGUCCAUUAACGAUCUUUGGAGAUCAGAUCAUCUUCUCUUAAGUUUCCUUCCAUGGAAAGCUGAAGUGGAGAUGUUCUCUUUCUCCUGCAUUAAACCUAUUUGAACGACCUGGAGACUUUAUUCGUUCUCUUGGGCAAUAAUAUCACAUGUAUACUACAGAUGAGGUUGAGUAUAGAUUAGGUUUUUGAAUGAUGAGAUGGAGUAGGAGGCUCAA